AUGGCAUUGAAGCUUAAAUCGACAUACACUAUUGUUCAAGGCGAUUUCAACGCAGUUGUCGGCUCCCGAUUGGACGAAACGGAACACCUCAUAGGAAGGUACGGCGCAGGAGUAAGAAAUGACAGAGGAAACCGUUUGAUCGAAUUUGCAGAACAACAUCGAUUCUCAAUAAUGAACACUUUCUUCGAGAAGAAAACGAAGCGUCUCUGGACAUGGAGAAGCUCAGACACGAGAACUCUGAGGCAAAUUGAUUAUGUGCUGACCGAUACGCCAAGAUUGUUUGCUGAUGUCUCUGUUAUAGGGGAAAAUGUGAUAACGACUGGCUCCGAUCAUCGGCUUUUGCGUUCGUUCUGCAUUCGCAAAAAAACACUCGUACGACAAACUUUCAAUGCCGAUAUGUAUGCUGCGAUGAUAGAGUCGUCAGAUCUACACAUGAAUACCGGAAGCAAUAUCGAUGCCGACUAUGAAGAUCUAGUGGGAAAAAUAACUCAGGCCGUGAAAGCAUCGAGCAUAGCAAUAGAGCCCGCAAGGCGACGACGUAUAUCGACAGAAACACUGCAGAUGAUGAAGAGGAGAGCACGCAUGAAGGCUGAAGGACGAGUGCAAAAUGAGGAAUACCGGACACUCUGUGAAGCGAUAAGGGAAAGAAUCAAGUGCGACUAUGAAGGCUACAGACAAAUGAAACUUCGCGAAGCAGCUGAGAAAGGGGCUAGCCUGAAAGCUGUAGAAAGGGAUAUCCGUCUAAGGCAACAUAUACCCUAUGCUCUCAAGGACGAUACAGGUGUUAGAACAACCAACCGCCCACGAAUGAACGAGAUAUGUACAAAGUUCUACAACGAUUUGUACUCCUCAAAGGUGGUUGUUGCAAGAACCUAUCCGAAACGUUGCAGAAGAACCGAUCCCAGAAGUAAUGUGGGAAGAAGUGGAGAACGCAGUGAAACAAAUAAAGGCUGGGAAAAGCCCUGGCUGCGACAACAUUCGUCCCCACCCAACGUUUCAGCAGAUACUGCCAUGAUAAAAGGAUACCUGAAACGUGGAAAAAAUCAAGGACGAUACUACUGA
This is a messenger RNA of Ostertagia ostertagi, 1062 nucleotides long. Lineage: Eukaryota; Metazoa; Nematoda; Chromadorea; Rhabditida; Trichostrongylidae. The record is from the annotation of a GenBank genome assembly.